Rhizophagus irregularis DAOM 181602=DAOM 197198 is the source of this 501-nucleotide messenger RNA. RefSeq lists its product as uncharacterized. NCBI's taxonomy places the organism in Eukaryota, Fungi, Glomeromycota, Glomeromycetes, Glomerales, Glomeraceae. The record is from RefSeq and is a predicted model, not a curated record.
AUGAAUAAUAGUAAUAACUUUAUUAAUAAUGGAUUUAAUAGUGAUUUGCAAUCCCAAACAACUGAUAUUCGCUCAGAAAAUUCAGAUAUUAAUUAUCAUAAUGCAAAUACUCCUCGCGAUUACAAUAAUGGAUAUCCUGUGAUGAACGAUAGUGUAUACCCAGCAUCUUACACCAAUACAUCUGCUUACACCGAUACACCUGGCAAUGUUAUUAUUUCUGAUUUAUCUCAAUCUUAUCCUACCGCUCCUCUGCAAUAUAAUGAUCAGAAUGCAGCGCAAUUUUUUCAAAACAAUUCUUCACUAUUUAACCCACUUAAUAUGACUAAUUAUUCUCAAAAUAACCCCUCUGAAAUUUUUACAUUUGAAAUUCCUGGGAUCAAAAUUAUCGUUAUACCUACUUUCCCUCCAAUGGCUUCCUCUUUUCAAACGAACCAUUCUGAAAUCUUCACUUUUGAUAUUCCCGGAUCCAAAGUUAUCAUUAUCACACUUUCUUUCCAAUAA